Aspergillus pseudotamarii is the source of this 1368-nucleotide messenger RNA. Its product is annotated as putative histidine acid phosphatase. Gene Ontology annotation, molecular function: acid phosphatase activity. Lineage: Eukaryota; Fungi; Ascomycota; Eurotiomycetes; Eurotiales; Aspergillaceae. The transcript has 2 exons. The record is from RefSeq and is a predicted model, not a curated record. Bases 19 to 1344 code for a protein of 441 amino acids. Gene Ontology annotation, cellular component: fungal-type cell wall.
GUCAGCAACCCCGGCAGAAUGCAUCUCCUUCCCGUUGCCCUACUCUUCGGAGCCCUUGUCGCUCCCACCGCCAGCGAAUCUUUCAAUCCCCUCAACCAUCUCGCUGGUAUCGCUCCCUACCGCACUAUUAACGACCCCCCAAUAGAAUCCGCACCUCCACAAGGCUGCAAUGUAACAAAAGCGGCAUACCUGAUCCGGCACGCAGCCAUCUAUGCCAAUGACUUUGACUACGAAACUUACCUGGAGCCCUUCGUGAAAAAGCUUGGCAACACCACCCAGGACUGGUCGAAAACGACAGACCUCAAGUUUCUGACGAAUUGGACCGCCCCCGUUGAUGAAGAGCACCUUGAAAAGGUCACCAAGGUCGGGUACAAGGAAGCGGUGAAGUUGGGCGUCAACUUCCGAACCCGCUAUGCCAGUCUAUCCCAUCCGAACAAAGUCUGGUCAUCUUCUGCAGAUAGAACGACCAAGACAGCAGCCGGUUUUAUCGAGGGGUACACACUCAACAAAACCGCGGGAAUGGAUCUUGUAGAAGUAAAAGAGAAGAAGGAUACGGGUGUGGACUCCCUGACCCCUUACAAAAGCUGUCCUGCGUAUAGUGGGAGCUACGGCAGUGAUCAGUCUCAGGAAUGGGUAGAGAAGUACACCGCACCCAUCAAGGAAAGGCUCAACGCGCAAGCCCCUAACUUCAACUUCACCACCUCCGACAUAGUAAGCAUGUUCGAGUUCUGCGGCUAUGAAACCGUCAUCCGGGGCGACUCGCCUUUUUGUGCCACCACUCUCUUUUCCUCAAAUGACUGGCUCUCCUUCGAAUAUGGCGAGGAUAUCAGGUACUUCCAUAAUGUGGGGUACGGGAAUCAUGCCUCCCCAAGAAUCGGGUUUCCGUGGGUGAAUGCUAGCUUUAAUGUCCUUUCUACCAACUCCAAUCAGGACGUUUAUGUCUCCUUCACGCACCGCGAACUCCCCCCAACCGUCAUCACAGCCCUGGGUCUCUUCAACAACAGUGCUUUCUCGGGUGCAGAUAAUGUCAACAAGACUAUGCCGACGGACAAACUCAAUUACGGACGACAGUGGAAGAGCAGUGACAUUCUGCCCUUUUUGACGAAUAUUGCCAUAGAGAAAAUGAGCUGCGAUAGCUAUGGAUAUGACGAGGGUGACUAUUACCGGGUGCUGGUGAACUCGAGCCCCCAACCAUUAGAAGAUUGUCGCGGUGGACCGGGAGAUAGUUGUAAUGCGUCGAAGUUUAAGGAUUUCGUGAAGGGUUUGGGGGAGAGAUUUGGGGACUUCGUGGGAGCUUGUGGUGCGCCGAAGAACGAGAGUCAAGUGGUGACUAUCUAUAACUGAUUAGGCAGUGUGAGCUGGUCUGGG